Messenger RNA from Salvelinus namaycush (lake trout), 1136 nucleotides. RefSeq names its product homeobox protein Hox-D9a-like. Lineage: Eukaryota; Metazoa; Chordata; Actinopteri; Salmoniformes; Salmonidae. Bases 113 to 916 code for a protein of 267 amino acids. The record is from RefSeq and is a predicted model, not a curated record. The transcript has 2 exons. Gene Ontology annotation, cellular component: nucleus. Gene Ontology annotation, molecular function: DNA-binding transcription factor activity, RNA polymerase II-specific; RNA polymerase II cis-regulatory region sequence-specific DNA binding. Gene Ontology annotation, biological process: anterior/posterior pattern specification; DNA-templated transcription; proximal/distal pattern formation.
GAUUCAUGUAACCAAUCCCUGAAGAAUGAAGCCAGCAAAAAUACUGUGAUUGUUCAGUGGAAAGGUUUCCAUAACAGUGUAACCUUUUAUAUGACUACGAAGGGAUCCAAAAAUGUCGACCAGUAGCACUCUAAGUAACUAUUAUGUGGACUCUAUAAUGGGGCAUGAAGCAGAGGACGUGUACAGGCCACGCUUUGUCCAGUCUCCGCACAGUACGACCUCAAUGCCACCAGGUGUUGGGGACAAUGCAGAUUUUUCCUCCUGCAGUUUUGCACCCAAGUCAGCCGUUUUCCCAGGGUCUUGGUCCUCGGUUCACACGCAGUCCACCGCCGCAGUGUCAGGGAUUUACCAUCCUUACGUUCAGUCCCACCUCUCCGCAGCAGACAGCAGAUAUGUGCGGUCGUGGAUAGACCCAAUAUCUAACAACGUUUCUUUCUCCGGGUUUCACUAUAACAGCCGGCAUUAUGGAACAAAUGGAACCAAGCCCGAAAGUUUACCACUGAAAAGGACUGAGAGUGCCACUUUUGAGACAGAGACUCCGGUGGUUGUCCCUGGCCCUGGUUAUGCUUGUGGAUUGUCCGAAUGCCCGAAAAAUGUGGCCAAAGAGAGCGUUGGCAGUGAUACUUCGAAUCACAGCGAGCCUAAAGAAGAGAAACAACAACUUGACCCAAACAACCCUGCAGCAAACUGGAUUCAUGCACGUUCGACAAGGAAGAAGCGAUGUCCAUAUACAAAAUAUCAGACACUAGAACUGGAAAAAGAAUUCCUUUACAACAUGUAUUUGACACGAGAUCGACGAAACGAAAUGGCUCGAAAUCUCAAUUUAACUGAAAGGCAGAUCAAAAUCUGGUUCCAGAACAGAAGAAUGAAAAUGAAAAAGAUGAACAGAGAGAGGGGCAGUAAGGAUCACUUAUAGCCCAUGCUAGAGUGGAUGUGUAAUCGCUCGCCUUUUGAUGUACCAUAUUGUUGUGAUUACUUGGAAUAAAACGUGCUUUCUUUCUUUUGUUGGUUUGAAUCUAAGUUCAUGUCGAGUCUUAAACGAAUUACUCCACAACUCGAGUAUUUAUGCCCAGUAUGGGCCCACGGGAAUGUGCUUGCGUAUCGUUUUCUUCGUGGUGUAUUUGAACAAUGUCAUG